Sclerotinia sclerotiorum 1980 UF-70 is the source of this 2808-nucleotide messenger RNA. RefSeq lists its product as hypothetical. The record is from RefSeq and is a predicted model, not a curated record. Lineage: Eukaryota; Fungi; Ascomycota; Leotiomycetes; Helotiales; Sclerotiniaceae. Gene Ontology annotation, biological process: mitochondrial translation; leucyl-tRNA aminoacylation. Gene Ontology annotation, cellular component: mitochondrion. Gene Ontology annotation, molecular function: aminoacyl-tRNA deacylase activity; leucine-tRNA ligase activity; ATP binding. Bases 1 to 2808 code for a protein of 935 amino acids. The transcript is spliced from 3 exons.
AUGCACUUCACUAUCCGCAGAUGCGCAUUACCUCAAGAGAAUUUGCCCUCUUUGGAUCAAAAAUGGCGGACGAAAUGGACAUCUGCAAAGAAAGGAAAGACCUCGGAAAAGGAUAAUGGACACGAUCAUGGCGAGAAGAUGUACAUAUUACCUAUGUUUCCAUAUCCAUCUGGAGAUCUUCAUUUGGGUCACUUUCGAGCAUACACAAUUUCCGAUGUACUCGCGCGAUUCCACACGAUGAAAGGCUACAACGUUGAAAUUACAACUUGCGAUCCCAAUUUUUACAAACAUACCCAGGAUAUAUUUCUUCUCCUCCAUGAACAUGGUCUGGCAUAUCAGGCAGAAUCUUUGGUGAAUUAUGAUCCUGUGGAUAAGACUGUUCUCGCAAAUGAACAGGUUGAUGCAAAUGGCCAUUCUUGGCGAUCUGGAGCUAAAGUAGAGAAGAGACUAUUAAAACAGUGGUUUCUACGAAUAUCUGAAUUUCGAGAUCAAUUGCUGGAAGAUAUUAAUCAUUUAGCUGAGGGGGGUAUGUGGCCGGAAAGAGUUCUAGCUAUGCAAAAGAAUUGGCUGGGAAAAUCACAAGGAGCUCGAAUUAAAUUUUCUGUAUCAGCAGGUAAUGAUAGUGCUCAACAGUCUGUUGAGGUCUUCACAACCCGACCAGAUACUAUAUAUGGUGUUCAGUAUAUUGCUCUUGCAGCAACGCAUCCUAUCGUUCAAGAUCUUGCGAGAGAAGAUCCAAAACUGCGAGAAUUCUUGGAAGGGAUAUCAGAUCUUCCACCUGAUUCAAAGGUUGGCUACCUUCUUCCGUCUGUUCGUGCCAGUAAUCCGUUAUCAUCCCAAAAAUCUACACCAGAAGCCUCUAAGGCUCCUUUACCAAUUUAUGUUGCGCCAUAUGUGUUAGGUGAUUAUGGUGAUGGGGCAGUCAUGGGAGUGCCUGCGCAUGAUAGCCGAGAUUUUGCAUUCUGGAAGCACAACACUCAUGAUAUUCCACCCAGACAUGUUAUUGAACCUAUAGGAGGUGCUUCUAAAGCUGUUUCCGGAGACCAGCCUUUUGUUCAUCCUGGCCGUCUUACAUCACAAAAUCCAGGAUCAUUUUCUGGACAGACAACAGCUCAAGCAACCAAGGGUAUCAUAGAGCUACUCGCAAGUCAAGGUCUUGGAUCAACUGCUGAGACAUGGCGUCUCAGAGAUUGGCUUAUCAGUCGACAAAGAUACUGGGGUACUCCUAUUCCAAUAAUUCAUUGUGAUAGUUGUGGUCCAGUUCCUGUUCCUAAAGAUCAGCUUCCAGUUGAGCUUCCAUCUGUUGAAGGCCACUGGCUGAAAGGUAAAGCUGGUAAUCCUCUUGGUGAUGCUCAAGACUGGGUUAAUGUAUCAUGUCCCAAAUGUGGCGGAGAUGCUAAAAGAGAUACUGAUACCAUGGAUACCUUUGUUGAUUCUAGUUGGUAUUUUAUGAGGUUUGCUGAUCCCAAAAAUUCGACGAGACCAUUUUCUUCAGAAGCAGCCAAUGGAAUACUCCCUGUUGAUGUAUAUAUUGGAGGAGUUGAACACGCUAUUUUACAUCUAUUGUAUGCUCGUUUCAUAUCGAAGUUUCUAUCCAAAACCUUGGAGUGGCCUGGAGGGUCGAAUAAUAAUAUCCGUGGUGAGCCUUUCAAAAAGCUUUUAAGUCAGGGGAUGGUCCAUGGAAAGACUUAUUUAGAUCCUACCAAUGGUCGAUUUUUGAAGCCGGAUGAAGUGGAUCUCACCAUAUCAUCGAAACCGAUUGUUAUUGCAACGGGAGAAGUGGCGAACAUCAGUUUUGAGAAGAUGUCAAAAUCGAAAUAUAACGGUGUCGACCCAGCAACAUGUAUGACAAAAUAUGGCGCUGAUGCUACAAGAGCCCAUAUGCUUUUCCAAGCACCAGUGACUGAGGUACUUGAAUGGGAUGAACAAAAAAUCUCCGGCAUUACCCGUUGGUUAAAACGUCUUCAUGAGUAUACAUGUGCAGGUACAGGACCGCCUCAGAAGAUAAAAGAUGGCAAUUUAUCUCCAAAAGAAUAUCUCCUUUCUGGAAUAGAUAUUUUAGAAAGUAUCACAAAACGUCUUACUGAGAGGCCAAUACUUUCAGCAGGACCCGUGGAAGCAAUGCCUUUGGAUUCCAUCAUUGAAUCCAUCCAAGCCGACAUGAAGCUUUGGCGAGCCGUCCAAAAAACUAUCACAAGUGUCACGGAAGCUUACAGUAAAACACACUCACUCAAUACAAUAGUCUCCGAUUUAAUGAGUCUCACCAACCUCAUUAUCGAAACCAGCAAGAAAAACGAGAUCGCCUAUGAUGAUCUGAGUAGAUUACACAUCAACGAUAGGAGAUUCGCACGUCAAAAACGCUUAGAACCAAACAUCUUCACCAUCCCCCGAGCAGCAACUAAAUCCCUUCUUCAAAUGAUGGCACCCAUCACCCCCGCUUUCGCAGAAGAAUGCUGGUCCAUCCUAUCUAAUUCCCAAACACAAGAAAAAGGAAAAGAAACCACACAAUUUAAAUCCAUCUUUGAAACUUUCUUCCCGCAACUAGAUGACUCUCUUCGUUUCUUGGCUCCAUCUUAUCAGAAAUGUGCAGUGCAGGUUAAUGGGAAAUUGAAAUUCGCAAUGGAGUUACCGAUUCCUGGAAAGGAAUUGCAGGGUGAGGAAUUGAACAGUUGGGUCGUGCAAAAGGUGGCGCGGUCUGAGGAGGGAAUCAGGAGAUUUGGUUUCUGGGGGGAUAUGAUGUAUGGUGGGAAGAGGGUGCAGAGGGUGGUGGUUGUGGGGAGGGGGAAGACGGUUAAUUUUGUGGUUUAG